Carassius gibelio (silver crucian carp) is the source of this 3800-nucleotide messenger RNA. Its product is annotated as aspartyl/asparaginyl beta-hydroxylase. The record is from RefSeq and is a predicted model, not a curated record. Gene Ontology annotation, molecular function: peptidyl-aspartic acid 3-dioxygenase activity. The coding region runs from base 175 to 1785 and encodes 536 amino acids. Gene Ontology annotation, cellular component: endoplasmic reticulum; membrane. The transcript has 10 exons. Lineage: Eukaryota; Metazoa; Chordata; Actinopteri; Cypriniformes; Cyprinidae. Gene Ontology annotation, biological process: peptidyl-aspartic acid hydroxylation.
UACGAGGGCUUGAGAUUUUCUGGCUUUCAAGUGGACUGUUCUAAAAAUAAUCCAUUUGCUGGUGGAGUUCCAUAUUAAGUUCUGGCUCUAUUCACAAGGAACAAAAAGGCAGGAGACCUGCUGUUGUACAGGGGUUUGGGGUAGGAUCUCUUUUUCCCCACUGUGCUUGGAGGAAUGGGGGAACCGAAUGCAGAGGUCAAAGUGGUGAACGAAGAAACCGAUGCCAAGCCACAGCAGGUGCAUAGGAAUGGAAAGAAAGCAGAGGUUGGAGGAGGAACCUCGUUUUUCACCUGGUUCAUGGUUUUGGCUCUCCUGGGCGUCUGGACCUCUGUAGCCGUGGUGUAUUUCGACCUUGUUGACUAUCAAGGUGUAAUUGCAAAAGCAAAGGACUUGCGCUAUAAUCUUUCAGAGGUAUUACAAGGUAAACUUGUGUCCUAUGAUGCUGAUGGUGAUGGAGACUUUGAUGUGGAAGAUGCAAAAGUACUACUAGGGCUGAAAGAGAAAUCCACUACUGAGACCAGUGAAUCAGCUGAGGGAACCCCUGCUGAACCUGUGGAAGAAGCUCCUGAAUCUAUUGAGGAAUUAAUCCAAGCCACUACAGUUAAAGAAGCAGCUCAGCCACCACCGGAACCAGAGACUGUGGAAGAGGAGCCUGUUCCUGUGGAAGAAGAACCUCUGGCAGUAGACGAAGAGCCCACUUCAACAGAAGAUGAAGUAGCUGAGGAGGAACCAGAAGUUGAAGAGGAGCAAGAAGUUCCUGAGGAAGAACCAGAAGUUGUGGAGGAAGAGCCUGAGAUUACAGAGACCGAUUACAGAGACCAGGCUUUUGAGGAGGUAAUGGAAAAGCCUGCAAAAGAGGAAGAGGUCAUACCAGUUGAAGAAUCGGUUGAGGAGGCUGCAUCAGUGAAAGAAACAGCUGAGGAAGUGUUGGAGGAAGAGGCUGCACCAGUAGAAGAAGUAGUAGAAGAUGCAGUGCCUAAAGAGGCAGUAGAAGAAGUAGCUGAAGAGGUUGCACCUGUGGAAGAAGCAGUCGAGGAAGUGUUGGAGGAAGAGGCUGCACCAGUAGAAGAAGUAGUAGAAGAUGCACUGCCUGAAGAGGCAGUAGAAGAAGUAGCUGAAGAGGUUGCACUUGUGGAAGAAGCAGUCGAGGAAGUGUUGGAGGAAGAGGCUGUACCAGUAGAAGAAGUAGUAGGAGAUGCACCGCUGGAAGAGGCAACAGAAGUAGUCUUGGAAGAAGAGGAUGCACCAGUGGAAGAAACAGCAGAGGAAGCCACACCAGUAGAAGAAGCUGUGGAGGAGGUUGUAGCAGUAGAAGUUGUGGAGGAGGUUGUACCAGUAGAAGAAUUUGUGGAGGAGGCUGUAUCGGUAGAAGAAGGUGUGGAAGAGGUUGUACAGGAAGAAGAUGAUGUUGAGGAGCUUGAACCAGUAGAAGGAGCUGUUGAGGAGCUUGAACCAGUAGAAGAAGCAGUAGAGGAAUCUGAACAAGAGGAGGAAUCUGAAACAACAGAACCAGUGGAAGAAGUAGAAACACCCAAAGAGACCGUUGAGGAUUCAGUCUCUGAAGAAGAAACCGUAACAGAAGAGGAAGUUAUAGAGGAAACAGAUGAGCCAAUUCAGGAAGAUGAGGAUGUACAAGACUACACAUCGGAGGAAACCGAGUUUGAGGCAGAAAAUAUGGAAGAAGAGGAGGAUGCAGCUGCUGAAGAAGAGCAGGCUGAGGAGGAUGAAACAGAGGAUAUUAACCAAACAGAAGAACAAAUUGAAGUAGAGCCCACAGAAACAUAAAAUAUUAGGCAGUAAGAUGCAGAGAGGACCAGCACCACAUGGCAGUCCACUAGAAGUGUGCAGCUGCCAAUUCCCACCAUGGAGUAAAAAAGAAAAUAGCUACAUUUCUAUUUCACAUACAAAGUACAAAUACAUGUUUAUUUGAAUGUUUUGUCCACUUUCGUUUGGUGAUUUGACUCCUACCCCUUUUCUCUUUUGAAUCCUUUUUCUUUAAUUACAGACAAAGCUUUUUUCCCCAUCCUCUAACAUAGAUGUGAAGUAGCCUUUUUUUGAAUUAUCAUUGAUGAUAGUUUGGUUGUAUUUUCUUUUCUUGCAUGUAAAAACACCUUAAUGUUGCUUUAUAGCUCAGAGAUCUUUAUAUUCCAGUCAGCACUGAAUUCAUCAGUGUUUCUUUCUUCAUCAAAUCUGAUGUUUUGCUUCAUUGUGACAGUACUAUGCAAAGCUGCACUGAUCUUUUGCAAUUUUUUUUUUUUUUUACCCUUUUUGUACUACCAAUAUGUAUUGAAUCUACAUUUCCAAUGUUGCAUAUCAAGGAAAAGUUUAUGCUGGCAGGUUAACCAAGAUAAUUGCUAAGUGAACGAUGUAUAGAGUGAAUGGGCGUGUGUGUGUGUGUGUGUGUGUGUGUGUAUGCAUGUAUGUAUGUAAUGAAAAUUCAUGUUUGACUUUGCGAAAAAUAAUUUCUCACUAGUACGUUUUCACUGUUUUCUUAUGCAACUUCCAGCAUACAGUCAACAUUUUGGUACCUCUGUUGUUGUUGUUUUUUCCUCAAUACUGUAACUGUUUUGCUAAGAGUUUUUGCAGUUCUUCACAUUUAGGAAAUUUCGAAACUCAAAUGCUUAGUGUUGCCCCCAUCCUGUUUUUUUUUUCAAUAUAUACUUGUCUUUUUCAGUAAGUCAUGUAUCGCAGGCUCAUGAUUUGACAAUCUCUGUUUCAGGUAGACACUCCACUGCUGUGCAGUAUGCGUAUGAUAAACAGUGUUUUACACCGUUUACUACUUUACACCGUUUUAUUUAUUUUUUUAUAGCAGGGUAAAGGUCUUACCUAGUAAUUUUUGUGGGACAUCACAAAUCAGUAUAUGCUUAUUAAUUGUCAAAUGUAAUGAGCUGGCUAUGUACUGACUACAAGGUGGAUUUAUUCUGCCCCUUUCAACUGUUGCAGGCACAUCUAUAAGAAUACAAGAAAAUUUUGUCAUUGUACAUUCAGAAAGAGAGAUGGUUAUUUUGUCACUUUAAUAUCAUAGCAAGUCAACAUUAGUUUGCUUUUACCAUCAAUGUUGUCUUGGUUUUUAUUACAACACAAUGUAGCUUUCAUCCUUGACGCAGAGUAGUUGGUUUAGAAAUUGAAAACUUGUUUGAUCUUUUGAAAAAAGUCAAAUUCUGGCCCCCGUAUUGUUUCACUGUGGAAUAUAUAUAUAAUUUAAUUGUAAUGUUACACUGUGGUUUUAUGGGGCCUGCCCAAAUGCUGCAGAUCUCUUCAAAAUAAUGGUUUCAUAACAUAUACAAGUGGCUGAAAUAUAGAUUUAGGGUUUCUUUUUCUACAACACUAAAGGGCGUUUUGGACCCCUUAUACUUUUAAAGUCAAUGUGAAUUUUUAAAGUGUAUUGAUUUAACUUUUUUUUUUUCUUCUUCUUUUAGGAUUUUUAAGGAUUUCUUUUAUUUAGGAUUUGACUUUUUAUGGUCAAAUUAAAUGAAUUUUAUGAAAGUGUUAACUUAUCAAAGCCAUAUGUGAAAGGUUGGAUAUAACAGCCUUAGUAAGGUUCAAGGGACAAGCACCUCACAACCAGCAAUAACACCAUUUGUGAAGAGAAUUUUUUUUUUUUUAUUGAAAUCCAGAUAUAAACAGAGAUUUACUCAAGGCUUUCUAUCCAGAGGUUUACAUGGAAUCCUGCUGUAUAGGAUAACUCAUUUUAAGUUAUUGAGGCAAUGCAAUUUAAGGGAGUUUUGGGUGACUUUUCACGAAUCUGUAAACAAUGUUUUGUUUGAGUCCUGCAAUAAAGGUUGGGUUCAUUAAAAUCA